This is a messenger RNA of Aspergillus lentulus, 372 nucleotides long. Lineage: Eukaryota; Fungi; Ascomycota; Eurotiomycetes; Eurotiales; Aspergillaceae. The record is from RefSeq and is a predicted model, not a curated record.
AUGUCAGAUCAAAAGUCCUACACCGCAAGCUGCCACUGCGGCGCCGUCAAACUCUCCUUCUCCACCUCCCCUCCAAUCGAAGAAACGGAGGUCGUCUCAUGCAACUGCUCCAUCUGCCACAUCAACGGCUACAUGCUCACUUUCGUCCCCACCUCAAAGGUUACCUUUGAGAUGGACAAGGACGCAGUUACAGAAUACCGCUUCGCAUCGCGCAAUUAUCCGCAUUAUUUCUGUCGCACUUGUGGGACGAGCGUGUAUGCUCAGUCUUCGCUUCCGGGUGAGGAUCAGCCUACAGCGAUUAAUGUACGCGCGAUCCCUGGGAUUGAUAUCAAGGCGUUGAAGUUUAAAGAGUAUGAUGGGAAGAAAUUGUGA